CUUCAAGAGAUAUGGUUUGUUUACCAUGAAUGGCGACCCCUAACUGCAAUUUAUUCUCAGCAGAUGGUUCUGGACUGAAUUCCUGGAUUCUACAUUGAGGAUUUGUGUUUGAUACAACUAUUUAGAUUGGAUGGUUACACUCAUGAAAGACCCAUCAACAAGGCGGAUCAUAUUUUUCAUCCAUAUCCUGACAUCAACCUGAGCUGGACAGGUGAUGCACAUGACAGAGAGAAAGCUGUUGACAUCAUGAGCUGUGUGGAAAAACGGCACAUGAGCCAUAGGGUGGGAAGCAUGCUUCACCAUCGCUUCCCCAAUGGCUUCACCGACUUGUUCAUGGACGACACUGAUCGAGAGGUCAGCACUCUCACUGAUCGAGCCUUCCGCAGUCUCUGCGUUGGAGAUGACGCAGUUUACAAUGACGAGUUAUUGUAUGGAUACUCGCCUUUUAGUUGCCACAAACCUUUGGUGGGGGAGCCUCUUAAAAAGACUCAUCAUAAGGAAGCUAAAAAGCAGGGACAAAACAAAAGUGAAAAACUAUAUACCCAACCCUGGAACCAGCAGCAACAGAAGAAUAUGUCCCACAUGUCAUCUUUCCUCAAAGCAUUUAGUGCUACAGAGGAAAGCUGUGAGGGGAUGUUAAUAAAAAAUGGAGGUAUGACAGACAUUAAGGGGGAAUCCUGGGAUAAGUCAGCACUUCGAAGCAUUCAAAGAGAGCUAUCAGAGUUCUCCUCGGAUUACCCCACAAAUCUCACAGAUGGACAUUACAAGAACUGUCAUGGACAUCACUCUGGUGAUGGUCCAUCAUCCAAAACAGGCAAAGAUGUCGCCCUUCCCUCAGGGAAAUCCUCAAAGAUUAAAAAUGGGAAAUCUACUGUCAAACUCCGAAAACUUAACGUCAAAAACUUUUUCCUCCACAGUGAGUUAAGCCCUUUUCAAACAUGGACAGAUUUUAACCGGUUUCCAUUUGGCCAAGAGGAUACAGUUCUACCUUCAGAUAGUAUCCCUAAGUGGUACGACUUGCCUUUUUACAAGGAGCUGACAGAGGCACACAAACAAGAGACUCAGCAUACAGAGGAGGUGCAACCAUGCCAAAAAACAGCUCUUGAGGCCCCUCCUUCCGCUGCUCCCAAACCCUUUCCUCCCCCUCCGCCACCAAAGGUCCUGCCAAAGCCCUCAGCUGCUCCAGCUGAGAAGAGGUGUUCAUCGGAUGGAGGGGAAGGGAAUGCUGCCCCCUGGAGGCGCAACAAGUCCAGGGCUAAAAGUGUGAUUCCAGUCAAUCAGUCUGGGAUAACACCACAGGAAAAUAUUUCAAAACAAGUGGAUGAAAGUCUGUUUUUUUUCAAAAAGGAAGCUAGAUCUGUGGAGGUGAAAGCUGUCGAGGAGGUCAGCUCUUUGGCAUCUACUCCUUUUAGCAUUUGCCAGCUGAUGACUCCCCUUAUUCCCUCCAGACAACCAACAGAAACAUCAGAAAUCCUCCAAGGUGUCCUCUCACCCUCUGCUCUUGACCUUCCACUACGACCACACUCUGAGGCCAAAUUGACCCCUGAACCUCCAGUCAAGCGGGAAAGCUACAAAUCACUUGCUUCGAGCAUCCUCUUCAACCUCAAAGACAACAGGAAAAGGGUAAAAAGCCGUUACAGCCCACCUAAAUUCAAAACCCUAGAAGUUCCUGAGGCUGACACCCAAUCUCCACAAUCAGAUUCUAUAAAACAUUCACGAGCUGGCUCUGAGGGCAAUGUGUCUGGUUUAAGCACUCCUGCCAUUUUAAAAGAAGGACUGGCAGUAUGCAGUCCUGUUUUAGAAGUAAACAGUAGCCCAACUGUUGGCCUUCCUAAGCAUGAUUCUGAUGGACGUCUUUCAGAUGAUUAUCUGUUAUCAAAUCUAUUGCAAACUAAAAGAGAUGCAGCAGGUAACAGUAGUCUUAGUGAUGAUAAUCCAAUGUCUCCCUUCAUUCACUCUAAAAAGACCAAGAGUUCCAUGGCUAAAAAGCAAAACUACCCUUCCCUGAAUUUGUACAAGAAAACUAGCCCUGUUGACAGUGAGAUGAAAUAUCGUCAAGUCCCUCCAAACACUGGUGCUAUACACAAAGACCAACCAACUGAGACAAAAGAACGUUCACCAUUCGCACGUAAUAAAGAACUCUCCCCAAAAGUACUGAAAACAAACAUAGGGUUGUCUCCGAAUUGUUCUAAUAUCAACAAAGACCGUUCCCCCUUAAUUCCACCCAAUGUACUUGAGAAAGAAGGUUUGUCAUCAAAUGCAUCAGUAUGUAAAAUACCACCAACUGUACCGGACAAACCAAAACAACCGAUGAAAGACUUAAGAGAAACAGACUUUGGGUUGCAGCCUGUUAUUUCCAAGGAAAAAGAUACAAGUAUCCAACCCUUAAGCACAAAGGAAGUGAUUAGAGCAGCAAGGGAAGCAAUUAAUGCAGCCAAAAACAAGGCUCUGAUGGCAUCUCAAUCAAAUAGCAUCGAUAAGACCAUUUUAGACAAAGAAGAACUGAAGGAGAAAGAAGUAGACAAGACGGUUGACUAUUCAAAAGAAAGGUUUAGUUACAAGAGCUUAGUUCCAGAAAAUAGCAAUGUUUCUUCUCAAAGUAGAAGUGAUUCAACUGGUGAUACACUUGUCCAAAAGGGCAAUAUUAAGAAAGAGCCCCCACCAAUUCCAAUGAGAAAUUUUGUUAAAUCUGAUAUUCAGCUUGCUCUCGACAAGCAGCAAACUAGUACUUUUGAUACACUCACUAAUGGUGAUUCAGGGAAUACAAAACUAGAUUUACCAUUAAAACAAAAUGAAUCAGAUCGGAAACAGGCCAAACUUAAACAUGUCUUCUCAGCCAGACAGAACAAUUAUAUUAAAUAUCAGAGAUAUGCUGAGAGUGAUGAUGAACAGGGAAAGGAGGUUGAGGCAGGUGAUCUGAAAGUGAACACAAGAAUGGACGAUGAUGAGGAAUCGAUGCCGCUUAGAGAAAUGAGAGAUAGCGAGCAUUUAAUCAAUGAUUUACAUGCGUUGAAAGAGCUGGAGAGAGCAAGACUUGGCGAUCGUGUUCACGACAAUGCGAAGAACAAAUUUGGUGUCAUUAACAUCGAUGAGGAGGCGAGAGCCAAGAACGAUUUGAUCUCGAGGGAGCUAAGGAAUAUUAAGAAAGGAAUGCUGUCUAUGAGAGGGAACACAACGGCUAAGAGAGAUCUUUUUGCAAAGAAAGAGAAGGAUCAAAGCAAGCUAGAGGCUUUCUCAAAGACAGACAGCAAUGUUAUAGUAAAUAAAGCACUUAUAAACGACAACUAUGACAAAGCCAAAAUGGCACUUGAAGAGAUCAUUUCAGAGAGGCAAAAGAGAAAUGAUAACUUAAAAGAGCAGGAGGGAAAUCCAGUAUUAAAUGAGAAUGCUGGUGAUGAAAGUCAAGUAGCGAGGGUAAAGCAACGUAAACAAUCUAUAAAAGAUACUGUCACAGAGGCCAAGGAAAAUCAAAUGGGUUAUGCUCAUUCACUUAAAGAAACAGAUUUAAAAGAGCGGUUAGGUGAUCUGAGAGAUCACAAUCACAUAAGAAAUAUCCUUUCACAAACUGAGCCAGGACUUGUAGAGACUUACAAAUCAGCUGGUAAGAAUGCUCUCCAAAGCAUGAAUAACAUUGGCAACGAGCCUAACUCACUCGUAAAAACUAAAAGUAAAGAUGUCCAUGUUAAACAAACAAAUAAUCUAAGACAUGAUUCAGAAGAGGUGAAUUUUAAACAUCUAGAAAGACAGCUAUCUAAAGACAGCGAAGACAAUUGGAUGUACCAAAAUGGUGGCAAAAGGGUAGAUGCUCCUCCUGUUCCUCCUAGGAGCAAAAAAGGAGGAACUACAAGAGAUGGAAGCAUCACAAAGGAGACAGAUAGUUUGAAAGAUUUUGAGGAAGAGAUCUUUAAAAAUGAAGGAACAUAUGAAAAUGGUGUUGUACACUUAGAAGAAAGGGCUACAGGUUCAAGCAAACGAGAAGUAAGCAGUCACCUUUUCACAAAAGAAGCUGUGUCCAGUCAAAGUGAAACCUGUUCAGAUAAAAAGUGGCAAGAUGUGGUACAAAAUGCAAUUUCUAAUUUGACCGCUGCUACUGAUUCAGUUGUAACUGAGUCCAUUUCACCUGUGAAAUACCCCCAGUCUGAAAAUGCAUCGUGUUUAUCAUCACACCUAAGAGAAAAUGAAUGUAAGGCAGAUAAAUUUUUGGCAGAUAUGAGCCCAAAAAAGGAGGCCACAGUCGAAAGCAGCAAUGACAGGAUACAGGAAAUAUACAAGGUCAAGCGUAAAGCUCCUUUGAAACCAGACCAUUUGGACACACCAGAUGACAGUACAACUAACCAUUUGGUGGAAGCACAACCUAACAAAAUGAAUAGAACUAGUAACGAAAUAAAACUAGAUUCAGAGGCUCUCAGUGAAAGCCCCAGGGAAAUUAUAUCACCCUUACUACUGGUAAAUGGCAUUAGCAUCAAUCAGAGCCCACCUGAUCAUGCCAGCUUGUCCUCAAAAUCUUCUUACUUCUCUGUGGAGAGUGCUCUACACAGAAAUACUGAAACCGAGUCAAAUGUUUACCACUCUCUGGAGAACUUGAUUGGAGAGGUGGAAGAGGUUGAUGAGGUGAUGCAGAAUAUUCCACAGAACACAAAAUGGGAUUCCGACAGGAUUGAGGUGGAAUACUACUCUUUGAGUGAUCAUGAAAGCGAGCCAGAUUGUGUAAGGCAACCAAUUAGGUCUCCUAAAAAAGAAGAGACAGAAGUACCAUACAUGCACAGCAAAGAGGGUGAAAACGCUUCUUCAGAUCAAUGCUCAACCCAAGAUGAACAUAAUCAGAUACCAUUGUCACCCUUAAACACUUUCUCACCAUCUUUGGGAAUCCCUGCCUUGUUUAAGGUCAAAGACAACACUUUCAGUAAUAAGGUAAAGAAGACUGUACAACCCUGGUCACGAAGAGGGAGUCUGAGUGUUUCAGUAAGGGGAGAGGAGGAAUUACAUCAAGUUAAGGAAAAUCCAGAGCUUCUUCCAACUGGUGAACCUGCCAACAGUGAAAUCAUACCAAUCCAAGAGAAAAUCUUCAAACCUAAACAGAUUUCAACAAACAUUUCCCCUCCCCUACUACUGUCUCCUUCAAAUCUGCAAACUGAAACCCCAAAAAAAACACAAGUGGGAGGAUUCCUUACUGUACCACAGGAGGAUGACAGGUUUUCCGGUGUGAGUCCAUCUUCAGAAGGCGUGGAGAGCUUCACAACUAGUACGGCUGACACAGCUGAUGAGAUGGGAGCAAAUGAUGAACUGCUGGUAGAGUGUGAAGUGUCAAAGGUCCCCAGUGAACGAUCAGGGUCCACCUGCAGUGGUAAUGAAAGCCAAACGGGGCUGCCCAAACCACCAGCUGUCUUGCCCAAAUCUGAAAAGGCAGUUCUUAAAGCCAUUAAGCUUGCAACUAGAAGGAUGAAAAAGGAGGAGGCCCAGAAGUCUCCCCUCAAGUCCUCUCAAGGUAGCAGCAAGCAGAGAGUGGAUAGACACAAGGGGGAGAAAUCUGAGCACAAAAACAGCAGCAGCAGAAGUAAAAGCAGCAAGAGCGGUGAAAGAAAACACAGAGAGAAAACAGAGGACAAUCACAAUCAAAGUGAAAAUCACCAAAGCAAGAACAACUUGAGUGAGCAAGUAGUCCAUGAAAGAAGAGGCCACGUCAGGGAAAACUACCAACUGGACAAAAACGACCAGAAUCAGGAUACUCGGAGACAGAGCCAUGAUUUGGUUGAGAGCAAUAACCAUAACAAUGAGGCACUACCCAAGGUUGUCUCGGAAAGGCAAGGCCGCAGCAACAACAGACAAAUUCGAGACAAACCUCAAAGGCACUACAGUAGUGAUAGGGUCAUCAGCAAUGUACCUGUGUACAAAUCUCAAGUAAAUGACAGACCCAUGCCAGAAAGGCCAUUCUUGAGAUCACAAAGUAAUGAUAGGUUCUUAGGAGAUAAAUUGGAGCGAAGACUAAGCACCGAUAUGUCAGUCAAUGAGAGGCUUGAUCCAAGGUCCCAGCGUAUCGAGAAGUCUAUCAUGGAUGAGCUUCAGCAAAGAGGACGAGCCAGAGACAAGACAAGCAGAGACAACCCACUGAGAAGGAGUCACAGUAUUGAUGCCUACAGCACUGAAGUUCCUCACCCCUCAACCCUGUCACGUCAGUCAAGCCACAACAGUCACACCAGCCACACCAGCCAGCUUUCUCGCCCGUCUAGCAUUGAGCAUGCCAUCGUUACACAGUCGUUCCCAAUGACUCAACGUAAGCUCCUCCAGGAUCCAGAUUCUGGUCAGUACUUCUUUGUUGACAUGCCUGUACAAGUCAAGACGAAAACUUUCUUUGAUCCUGAAACAGGAAGUUAUGUGCAGUUGCCAGUCCAGCCACAUGAGGGUGCAGUUCCUCAGGCCUCGCCCUUGGAGGUUUUGACCCCUCCUCUGGUUGUUUAUCACGGAUUUGUCCCAGUGCCUUUGUCUCCCAUGGCUCAAAAAGGUCACAUCCAAGCCCAGCAUAUGGCACAAGAGGAGUUUGAUCAAAGACACUUGGAAAGGUCAAGGCAAAUGCUUUGUAAAGAGAGACAUCCAUAUGUAGAGCCUGUCUAUGGGCAACACGACCACAUAUUGGGGGAGUUUCUGGGCACUGAAGAGCUGGACUGUCCAAGCUGAUAGGACAUGAGAUAUUAAAUGAUUGAAUGUCACUUGAGCUACUGCUGAUUUGUUUUGUGAAAAAAAUGGUUGUCAUUGGAUUUCAGGGAUCAUUUGUGAUCAAGUGGUUAAGUUUCUGUGUUGGGCAACCACCAACUUUCUGGUCGGUGCUUCUUACUUUUGCCACAAUAAUUUUAAGACGGCAACAUUUCAGAGACGAAUUUCUCCCUGUUGGGUUGAUGGAUGCUAUUGUAAGAAUAGAAAGAAGCUCUUAAUUAUGCACACAUAUUCUGCCCUUUGACACUACUUCAGCUGUAGUGGAGAUACUUCAAUGUGAUGUUCGGACGAGAAGAGCCAGAAAUUCAAGGUACAUACAUACACCUAGUGUGGCUAUAUUAUCAUGAGACAGUGUUGAAAGUGGUCUCAGGAAGUAUUUCCUUGGAGGAUUUUCUCCUCAAGGUUUGAUGUUUUACUUGUCUUGGCCUUAUCUGGCUUUGGGCUCUUGAAAUGCCAUUUUCAUUAUGAGGAAUCAGUUUGACCUACAUGCAACUGGCAGGGGUUUAUAAAUGGUUCAUGUAUGAUAGUUGUUGAAUGCCGUUAUUUUAAUUUGGGUUUAUAGAUUUGUGUAAGAUAACAUGCAAUGCUCGAGUGCUCAGAGACAUGGAUGCUCCAUGUACAUAAUGUAUUUAAGUGUAAACAGAAAGGGUAAGCUUGAAUGUAAAUGAGGAGUAUUUAUUGUAAAUGCAAAGAGUUUGUUAUAUUCAACUACAGUAGUAUUGUGGUCUUCAUCACUUUUCAAAUAAUGGAUUUUAGUUUUCUGAAGAGUUUAUUGGCCCGCACAUUUAUUUUUUAACUUUGAAGUAAGAGAGUGUGUCAAUUAUCAAGAGCUUCUUGAAACAGAGAUAAUUUAUUCAAACAUUUUCUUAAAUUUGUAUAGUUAUUGAUUUAAACCAUUGUGUCCCAACAACUAAAUUAAGAAACAUUUUGCAUGCUGAAAUGAAAAUCGCAAAAACACUUAUGUGUGUUUGAUACAACAACAAUUGUAUUUCUACUGAGCAAAAGCUUUGAUUGGUAUUUUGAGGAUUUUUUUUAAAUGCAGAAGACAUGAAAAGAUGAUUUUUUUUUCAAGUUUGUUGCAUCAGAUUUUUUCUAACCUAGAAUAUUGCAGGGCUGUUUGUGUCUGUGAUGCAUUCCAAUAAAAAAAACAACUGUUGUUACAGA
Messenger RNA from Labrus mixtus (cuckoo wrasse), 7872 nucleotides. RefSeq lists its product as uncharacterized. Bases 247 to 6672 code for a protein of 2141 amino acids. The record is from RefSeq and is a predicted model, not a curated record. The transcript has 2 exons. Gene Ontology annotation, biological process: positive regulation of calcineurin-NFAT signaling cascade. NCBI's taxonomy places the organism in Eukaryota, Metazoa, Chordata, Actinopteri, Labriformes, Labridae. Gene Ontology annotation, cellular component: Z disc.